CCGUCGCGCCGCCGGCAGCGCCCGGUAUAAAACAGUCAAACGGAAGAGACCGUGAGAAUAAUACCAGGCCUGUCAGUGCAGUGGGGCAGUUUGGAGUUAACUAAAGCUCAGAAUCUCCAAAUGUCCCGGAGUUUCAGAAAUGAGCUGACAUUCAGACGCGCCGCUCCGUUAUUAUUAUUCAAACUGGUUUCCAUGGAGAAGAGGAUGCGUCCCGGACGGAUAGACAGAUAAUGACUGCAUUGCUAGUUUCUGCGCGAUCGAUGACACUUAAGAGGGGUUUUCACGCAUGACAAGAAAACUCACCAGCUUCUGAAUGAUCUCAAUCGUAGCUAUUGAAGCUCGCUGAUAUAUUUAUGUCUAUUUUUGUAACGAAACCAUGAGCUCGUUGUUGUUUGGAGAGGGCUUUCUGGGCGGCGCGGUGAGCGGUGCGCCAUCGGACGCGGUUCCCCGAGCGCUGCGCAAUGACCUGGGAUCCAACAUCCAUGUACUGAAGACCCUCAACUUGAGGUUCCGCUGCUUUUUGGCGAAGGUCCACGAGCUGGAGAGACGGAACAAACUUCUGGAGAGCCAGCUAAAGCAAGCCGCCGGCCAGCCGAGGUAUCCGGGCUUCUCCUUUACGCGUGAGGUGGCCGUUCAGACAGACUCUCUGGAGUCCAGACUCCCGGGCACCAUCUGGAGUUUUACGCAUAUUUUGAGGCACGGAGAGCGCGUGAAGACCGUCCAGGGCCCAGGGGUCACCUGGACCCAUCCGGACGGGGUGGGGGUCCAGAUUGACACCAUUACCCCAGAACUGAGAGCCUUGUAUAACGUGCUGGCCAAAGUCAAGCGGGAGCGGGAUGAGUACAAGAGAAAAUGGGAGGAGGAGCUGUCCAGAAGAGAGCAGAUGGAGGUGAUGGUGCAGUCGCUGCAGGAGAAUGUAAAUCAAUCGGAAGCCAUUCAGGAUGAGCUGAACGAGAAGAUUGAACGUCUGAAAGCUGAACUGGUGGUUUUCAAGAGCCUCAUGAGCGAUGCUGGCGGGAGACGCCGCAAUAAAGCUGUAGAAAACCAGAGGAAAAUCCUGGACCUGAAACAAAUGUCCGACCUGGACACCAAGAUCCAGGAGAAGGCCAUGAAGGUGGACAUGGACAUCUGCAGGAGGAUCGACAUCACGGCCAAACUGUGUGACGUGGCUCAGCAGAGGAACUCCGAGGACAUGAGCAAGAUCUUCAGUCCGUCCAGAGCUCCCGCAGACAGAGCUGUGGCUUGCAGAAAAAAGGAGAGGAAGGCGGUGUCGGACGAGGAGAGCUCAGAGAUGGAUGCAGAUCCCAGCAGCACCUCAGAGGAGGACGCUCCCUUCAACAUCACUGAUGAGAUGAAGCGCAUGCUCAACCAGCUGCGGGAGACGUUUGAGAUCGAUGACGACUGUGACAGCCUGACGUGGGAAGAGAACGACGAUACGCUGCUCUUAUGGGAAGAUUUCACUAAUUAUAAUGUUCCCUGCUCUGCUCUGACCAAUGGCAAUGGAGACUGCAGCACAGACGGACACGAAGCUGACUGCAGUCUCGGGAGUCUCAUCGAUGAAACAGAGUCGCUUUUCAAGACACGAGAGCAGGAAUACCAGAAGACAAUCGGACAAAUUGAGAUGGAGUUGGCCACAGCGAAGAGCGACAUGAACCGUCAUCUGCACGAGUAUAUGGAGAUGUGCAGUAUGAAGCGAGGACUGGACGUGCAGAUGGAGACCUGCAGGAGGAUGAUCAAGGGCGGCAGAAAUUCUCCGUCCAUCAGCUCAUCGGCGAGCAGUGACUCAGGGAACACUGACGAGAUUCAAGACGAGUCUGACAAAGAUGGAGAGACGGACGGGCCAAUCAGCUGAUACCUGCCCAGCCUGGCCCCGCCCCUCCCCCCACCAAGCAACAAUCAGCUCUUGGGCCUCCCAGCAUUCAGCCAAUGGUGUUACACAGAGGGACAGAGGCCACUCCCACAAACCCACACUCCUGUAGGUGCUCUAUCUAUCGUCUGUGAUGAGGGUGUUUUUGUGCUUCAGCAUCAGUUUCGGUGCGUCACACGGUGCCACAGCUCUGCUGUCCUGUGAAACAGAUCAAUCCCAGCCAAAACACACCACUGGGAAAAAUGACACCGAUCAGAACAAAAAGGACUGAUCAAACACACACAAUGAUGAUUUCCCUAAUAUCUGUGGCUUUUUAUUUUUCUAAAAACUCUUUGGGAAAUCAACCGUUUACUGCAGAAGUGUUUUGGCCUUUUAAGCCCCUUGUGAAUGUGGAACACAGAACAAGCUCACCGUCUAUGCAAUCGGCCUUAUUUCCUGAUCUGUGUUUAUGAUUUGCCUUAGUUUGCAGCGCAAGCCGUUUCAUCUGUUACACACACAGCUGAAGGCAGAAUUAUUAUAAUGCUCCUGGGAAACUUUUAUUAUAUUUUUUAACAGAGAAAUGACAUUUUUCACAUUAUUUCCUGGGAUAUUUUUCUUCUGGAGAAAGCCUUAUUUCUUUUAGAUUGGCUGAAAUACAAAUAUAUUUUUAAAAUGUAGAAACUGCUAAGAUCCAUAUUAUUAGCCCCCUUAAGGGGCCGAACACACAGUUUUUUUCAUUCUGAGAAUGCGAAGCGCACCACACUGCCUUUUUUUGUCGACAAAAAAAAAAAGUGUUCUGCGCUUUUUAUGUCGCUAAGCAACCACUGAAUCAGCUGCGUAUUGUGUGCAAAUGCUGCAGCUGAUAUUGUUAUAAUUGUAAUAUUAGCAGAAGCUGCAAAACAAAGAUGAAUAAACCAACACAGGCUCAUUCUGAAAACAUAGCCCUAUAUACGUUUCUGGAGAUCGCAAAUUAUGUAUCCAGAAGUACGUAUGGCUGCAUUUCGUCUGUAAAACGAACGGUGCGGGGCGGUAUGACGUCGUUCCUUUUCGCACUUACCAGCUGACAGCUAACCUAUAUUUGGCUUUCUCGCUUUUACCAGUUUGUCCCGUUAGCUCGACAUGUAAAACGCCGGACUUGAGACACAGAGAGAAGCUGACCAUGACGACGGCAUUUGAGUCCGGUGAAGAGUGGUUCUAGAAAGCAGGUCGCACAAUAACAGCAGCCAAAAAAUAAAUAAAACAAGGAAAUAACAGGGUGAGAAUGUGGUCAAAUCUGAAAACAUGGUAAAAAUCAGGCGAGGGAUUUUCUUUGUCUGUAUUGCUGUUUAAAACUGUCGGUUGGGAAGUGGGUUAGCUUGUCAAUGUGUGCAUUUGAAAACACUGUUGGUUGAGUUUAAGGAAAGUGGAGGGUGGUUCAGUCAGUCAGUCAGUCAGUCGUCAGCGCCCUCUGGUGGAUUUACGCGAGAACAGCAGGCGCGAUUAAGAAAAAUUUGAGAUCUUAAAAAACGUACACAGCGACCUCUGGUGGAUUUACGAAAACAAAACCUGCAAAAAACGUUGCUCCUGGGACAUGUUUGGUGCUCUCCAGAAAUGUAUACAGGGGUACAUAUUCAGAAUGAGCCUGUGUUGGAAUAAACAGAUAGAAUUCACUGUAUUUGAUACUUCUGCAUUGAGUGAUCUCCGUAACCCACGCCGCAUGCCUUGCAUGUAGCCAUGCAUUUAUACUUCUGCAUUCUUUUUGCAUUACAAUAACACUUACGAAGCGCUAGCUAGCAGUGGGGUUCCUAUGUUCCUUUGCUGAGUUUCUUUCUGGGUGUUUUGUUAACAUCAGAAAUACCUGUAAUGCUAACUUACUGUACAAGUAGCUCAAAACUUGCUCAUGCAGAGUCGGGAACUGGCAGAUGUGUAACAACUUUAAUCAUAAGAUUAACACAAAACAAAAUGAUCCAUCUGGAGCUCCUUCACGGGACUCAACACUUGUUAAACACUCAUGCUUCUUUUGUGGCUCUCAGCCCCACCCACACUUGUCAAUGAUACCAAUCCGACCAAUCACAGAGCUUGCACUAUGCAUUGCUGUGACAGGUAGUUACAUUUUUUUGAGAGAUGUGCGUGAGGAUCGGCCUCAGCCAUGACAUAGAGUAUGCAAAUGUGCGAAGGCUGCAUGUCCGCAUGCACUCAAUGCAAAAGUAUAAUUGAGCCUUCAGAUCUGUUCCAUCUCAUGGGAAAGACAGAGAAACAAAGGACAUUUUGAGUACAUGAGACCCUCAGAAAGAAGUCAUACAGCUCCAGAUAACUUAAAACACCGACCGCUAAUCUCUCCUCCAUUUUUAAAAGUCUCUGUAGUCAUCUUGAAAACACAGCGGCUGUGUCCGAAAUCGCCUACUACUCAGUAGGUACUGCAUUUGAAUUUAAAUAUACUACUCCACCAUUAGAAAAGUAAGUUCUAUACAGUAUGGAUGGGACUCAGACGUACUACAUCUGCCACUUUGUCAUGAUCAUGUGACCUACCCGCGUAAGUUGCAUCGCUUCACUCCCAUUCAUGAAUUCUCUCGCAGGGCAUCAUGGGAUAGCUUAGGAUGCAUCGGAUGCGCACUUCAAAUCUCUCUGGAAGUAUUGGUCAUCCGAGUACUUCUCGGAUACUGUUGAAUACUAUGAAUUCGGACAUACUACUCGGCUCACACACUGAUUUUGCAUACUAUAUACAGCAGGGGUGGGCAAACUCGGUCCUGGAGGGCCAGUGUCCUGCACAGUUUAGCUCCAACACUAAUCAAACACACCUGAACAUGCUAAUCAGUGUCUUCAAGAUCACUAGAAAUCUAUAAGCAGGUGUGUUUGAUUAGAGUUGGAGCUAAACUGUGCAGGACACCGGCCCUCCAGGACCGAGUUUGCCCACCCCUGAUAUACAGGGUUCAUACGGUUAUGGAAAACCUGGAAAAGUCAUGGAAUUUUGACAUGGCACUUUCCAGGCCUGGAAAAGUUUUGGAAAAACAGAAAAACCCACACAGAAAUUUUGGAAAAGUCUUGGAAAUUUGUUUAACAAAUAUUUGUAUACUUCAAUUAUGGCUGCACGAUAUUUAAAAAAUCUGACAAUACCUUAUUUUGUAUUUCUCAGAUGUAUAUUGCGACGUGAAUAUAAUUUCACCAGAUGAUUUAACAGGUUUAUUUAGGUUUAUUAGGAUUGAUAGGGAGGAUUUUGUAGGGGAAGUGAAUCUCGAAUAAUAUAUAACAAAUAAAUUACAAGCAUAGAUAAAUAUAGCAAAGAAAAAAGUGAAUUCUAGUUUUCAGGUAUUCACUAUUCUGGUACAGAUAUUGAGUAAUCAACACUGCAUAGUAUUCAUUGUAUAUUAUUUAAUCUUUAUUAAAGUUUUUAUUAAUAAAGUCAGCUUCAUUAAUAAAACUUUAUUAUUAAAAAAUGACUUGUGGCCGGAUGUUUUAAACUCUGAAAUAUUGAAAUGUUCACACAAUCACAGGCCUUAAAGGGAACGUUCACUCAAAGAUUAAAAUGUACUCCCUAUUUACUCACCCUUCACUUGUUUCAGGAGUAUGGGAGUUAUUAAAUUAUCUUCUUUUUGUUCAAUUUAAUAAAAGAAUGAUUGAAACAAGUGAAGGGUAAAAUGAAAAUGGUAAGUCAUUUUUGGGUGAACUAUCUCUUUAAAAAUGCAUGCAGAUGAUAAACCUUUACUCCAUUAUGAUUAAACUCUGUAUUAAACUAUAAUCCCAACAUUGCAU
Molecule: messenger RNA, 5575 nt
Organism: Danio aesculapii
Lineage: Eukaryota; Metazoa; Chordata; Actinopteri; Cypriniformes; Danionidae
Gene: iffo2b
Product: intermediate filament family orphan 2b
Exons: 10
Coding region: 377-1852 (491 amino acids)
Source: RefSeq, a predicted model, not a curated record